Molecule: messenger RNA, 8952 nt
Organism: Lytechinus pictus (painted urchin)
Lineage: Eukaryota; Metazoa; Echinodermata; Echinoidea; Temnopleuroida; Toxopneustidae
Product: transmembrane protein 94-like
Exons: 30
Coding region: 206-4765 (1519 amino acids)
Source: RefSeq, a predicted model, not a curated record
GUGUUUGUACAUACACCAUACUACAGGAAACUAUUAUUUUUUACUCGGGCUUAAUUUGGUAUAAUUUCCAUCAACUUUAUGAGAUCUUUGCCAUCGCUGUCUACCUGAUAAAGCAGAAUAUCAGCUCUUUGAACUCUUCAGAAUCAUUCGAUACUACCUAGUUUUUAUUAAUGAUGACUGCAUCCAUGUAAAAACUGUAUUAACAAUGAUGACUUCCCUAGAAUACACUGGGCUUGACACCCGUAAGGCCCUGGGGAAACUGAAGGCUGACAUCACCAAGGAGCUACAGAUCUACGAGGAAGUCACUUGGAAGAGGCAGAGCUGCAUUUCGGCCCUCGGCCACCAGUCGGGAUGGAAGCUAGACCCGAGGGCCGCUUUCCACUGGACCAGUGGGGUGGCCAUCGUGAUAGCCAUUGUCCUGUUGCUGCUGUCGAGUGUCUUCCGCUGGGAUCCGAGCCUCCUGGUGGAGAGUGCGGUCCUCUUCAUGUUCCUCUGUUUCAAUGCCUACCUGUCGGGCUGGGACUGCAGGCUUCAACACCGAGAGAUGGUCGACAGGACGAAGGAGUUGAUCAAACAAUUAGAAGGAAUGAUAUCACAAGAGGUAUCAUGGACAUCAGAUGACUACCUGCCUCUCUUCAGUCCACAUACCAACUCUAUCAUGCUACAGUGGACAUUGAGAGAUGGUCAGCUGGUCAACCUUCCCUGGACACUGUUGGUCACCGAUGACAUCAUCCUGAUGAGACCGGGAAAGAUAGCACCAACGAACAUCAGAAUUCUAUCGGAUGAGAGUAAUCUCGAGUUACAAGCAGGAGAGGUGUACCAUCCCAUCAUUCCAGAGCCUCAAUCAGAACCAACGGCGCGCCAUCCGCUGAAACCUGCGAAAUUCCAAGUCAUGGACACUCCAUUCAUUCCACAUCUCAGGACCUGUUUAAAAGGAGCCCAGAAGAAGCCCCUGUCAUCAUUUGAUAACAAAAGAAUCAACUGCACUGCUGCGUUUGAACGAUGGCUAACUCCAGCUGCAUUGAUUAUUUCUUUUGUCAUCAAUAUGAUUCGCUAUCUGAUCUUUGAGCCUGACAUGGGUCACUGGGCAGAGGUCUUCAUUGCCAUACCGGUUCACACUGUCCUACCACUGCUUCCGUUGUGUCUACCAUUAAUCUGGAUCUCACUCAAUCACUUUGGUUGUGCAAGGAUUGUCACCCUCUUUCACAAGUCAAAACAUCUUAAGGUUCCGGAGUCUGAUCGUGAGUUUCAGGACAGUGAUGAAGACACACCAAUCAUUGAUGAAAAUUUGCCAUGGUUACCAGUAUGGUGGAGUUUCAAAUCCAGCUUUCUGGGUACCUCGGCUCAUCUACCAAGAACGGGCAAUUUGCUUCAGGGAUUAGGAUCAGUUACUUCACUGUGCUGCGUUGACAAGAGAGGGAUACUCUCGACCCCUGACCCCAACCCCGAGAAGGUGUUCUUCAUGAGUAGUCUAUCCGAUGAUGAUUCAGACAGUGUUUGCAGUGAGGACUCGGUGUUCGGUGCCGAAGACCGAGCAGAGAAAGGGAAGAAAAGACAAAAAUCCAAGCUGCUGAAUGAAGAUCACUUUCCUGAACACCAUGCUGAAGUGCUUACCCUCUCUCAAGAUCCAUCGGGUGUGCAUGGUGUUGAGUUUGAUGAAACAAACUGGGAUAGACACAUCAGCUCAUUAAAACCAAUGGGUCUGACUAUACUGAUGAAUACCUGUAAUUCUAACACAGUCGAGACGUACUGCUCUUUCAUGGAUCAUGUCUCAUCGAGCGUCAACAAUGAAGAGAGCAAACACUAUAUGCAUGUCUCACAAAGAAGGUGUCUCUGUCAAAUAGCUCUGGUGCUGGGUUUCACUGACCAAGCAACCGAGGCCUUUGAACUGAAACAGAAGUUGGCACUUUACAAAUUACCAAGUGAUGGUGAUGAGAAUGAUGUAGGAGGCAGGAGAUUUGCCAGGUCACGAUCUUUCAUCAAGAAGCGCAUCCCAGCUCCACACACAUUGUCUGUCCUUGUUGAACAACCAUCUACAGAUUAUCAGCAGCUUUUGACCCAAGGAAGUGCUAGCCUCCUCCUUGACCUGUGCUCGGAAUUCUGGGAUGGCUCUGACCUGUACACCUUGACAGAAAAUGAAAGGAAGAAAAUUCUAGAUUUUUAUCAGCGAGCCACCCUAUCAUCCUAUUGCACUGCAUUUGCCUAUCAACCCAUGGCAGAGACCAUUGAUAAUCGUCUUGGUGAUUAUUACAUCGAGCUUCCAGCCAAUCAUAAACAUACAGAUGAUCAUUAUAUGAAUGAGAUACCAGGAUUAGCCAGAUCGUCUUGGGAUAUGGAGAGCAGUCGAGACCCUAAUACAGAUAUCCAUCGCACCAGAAAGUACCAUAGUCUUGACUCUACUAUGAACAAACAUGGCAAGAUUACAAAUGCUGAAGAAUGCUACAAAUCUCAGUGUGGUCAGAUCUUCAUCGGCAUGGUAACGAGUAAUUACCAAGCAAAAGCAGACAUUGUGGCACUCAUCGAGCAGCUGGACAAUGCGUGUAUACGAUUCGUCCACUUCUCUAGAGACCAAGAACUUCGGAGCAGGGUUUUCUCUGAGAAACUUGGUCUUGAGGCUGGAUGGAACUGCCACAUAUCUCUCCUGGACCAGGACUCCUCGUCCUCCAGCUCCUCUCACCUCCCUCACACCGGGGACGUAUCCCGGCAGUUCUCCAGUCAUAGCAGCAGUGGACAUGAUAACACCAUCACCGAUGGCGAGAUGAGUAAUAGACACAGUGAUACCGGGGAACCCAAGUCAGACGGGACAGAGACCUCUCCUCACACAGCUGACGAGGAACAGGUCCAAAUUGAAGUGGAAGCCCAACGGGUUCGCUUCGACCCCGUGGAAGCCGUUGUCGUGGUUGACAUGGAGAGCUUGAUAGAGGAUGAGGACAUAGAAAAGGGUGAUGUUGUUGCUAAACAACAGACAAGUGAUGCAAGCCAACCUUGUGAAAGUGUUGAACUUUCUAUGAGAGGAUCUGAAGUUCCUAACUUAUCAAGACCAUGUAGUAGAGAUGCAGACACAGAGGAUGUGGAUAAUGAUGAUGAAGAAGAGGAGAAAGAUGAAACAGAUGGACUUCAGAAGCUUUCAUCAUCAUCGUUCGAAAAAAGUAGGACAACAUCGUAUCCUCUUCCAGACACUUCUUGUGUGGUAAAGGCAGAACCGAAGGAGGAGGAUGCGUUGCUAGGCGACCGACAUCGGAAUGUGGCAUCAUCAAAUCUAUCAUCUCCAUCAUCAACAAACUCUCAAUCAAUUCCUGCAUCUCCUCCUCCUCAAACAGAGGAAGCCAACGCCAACAACUCAGAAGAUACCAAAGAGACCGACGCCCUCCUGAGUCAGCCGUCAACCAAGCCGUUUGAUCUUUCUAACAGACAUCGUCAGAUCUCAGAGACUCAGACGUUUAAUAGUGAUGUUUCAGCCGCUGAGACGGAUACGCUUAGCCAUCACACGGAGAGUGAAACAGCUGGAGGGUUUGAUAUAUCCAACAGGGCUAAAUUACCUCGAGGUAUAGCAAACAUCAGACCACACAUAGAGAGGAUUGAUAAUGUACCCCUCCUCGUACCCCUCUUUACCGAUGUCACUCCAGAGACAACCCGUGAGAUGGUUGAGAUCAUGCAGGAGAAUGGAGAGGUGGUGUGCUGUCUUGGGAGCAGUCUCAAUAUUACCAAUGCACCAAUCUUUGCUCAAGCAGAUAUCAGCAUCGGCAUGGAGCCCCUCCCGCCCCACAUCUGCAUGAGCAAGGAACACGCCCACCCCAAGGCUCCGCCCAAUUGGACGUCGUCACACCCUCCCAGGACGCCGUUAGAGAUCAGCAGUCUCCUCACCAGUCUACCUUGCUCGCUCUCUUUCCAUCGCUUGAAUAAUAUUAGUCUCAUCUCACUCAUCAGAGAGGCCCGGGGAGUAUGCAAUGGUAUGGUCAAUUGCUUCACGUUUUUCAUGUUCGGUCUCCUGACCCUAAGUGCAAUUCAACUCCUGUGUACGUUGCUCUUCUUGCCACCCCCGGUCAGCGGCCGCCAUGUUCUCUGGCUGGCAGCGGUCAUCAUUCCGCUGCUGGCCAUGGCCUUGAUGGGGUCAAACUCCCAGUCAAAGGUCAUGACCCAGGCCACGGGCAAGAAUGUGAGGGAGCAUAAUUCUGAUCAUGUGAUGUUAUUCUGCUUCUACUUCAUCACCAAGUUCUUGGGUUCCGUUAUCAUCUGUACUGUUUGCCAUUUCCUCACUCUCUUUGCUUUCUGUAAGAAGACGGCAGAGAAUCCCACAGAUUGCCAUUUCAUACUUCAUAACAGAAACUUGACCUCAUCAUGGAAUGGAUGGCGAGAUGAACUUUCAUCACAUCAUGUACUGGCACAAAAUAUUCAAGCAUUCCUUCUUACAUUUUAUUUCAUUACAUCAUCAGCUAGUUUUGUUCAUUCCUUACAACCGAUGUGGAGGAAACCGCCAUUCCGGAACCACUUAUGGUGUGGAGUAGUCUGUGCUUUGUUUAUACUGGAGAUAGUGUUCUUUGCAAUAGAUAUGAGUCUAUGGGGUAGAGCGGAUGCUGCAACGGGGAUGCCUUCCAGCCUUGAGGAUAUCCCUCUUGAGGUCUGGCUGAUCGGUUUCCUGUGGCCUUUGGUUGAACUGUUUAUCUGUGAAGCUGUCAAACAGUAUGAGAUACAAGUUUUUGUGAGAUGGCAGAAGAGGACCAAACUUCAGUUCGGAACCAAACUUGGGAUGAACUCCCCAUUCUGAACCUGUUCAGCUAUGCAGAGUUUCUACCAAGAUUAUAUAUAUACUGGGGGAAGUUUCACAAAGAGCUUAGUGUAACUUAAAGUCAUGCUUAAUGAAAAAGCACAAAUGGUUUCUAACACGUAACCUCAUUGAAGACUACACAGUAGUCAGACCUGCCAACCUCUGGGAAUGAAAAACUGUAUUCUGUGAUAUAAAAAACUGUAUUUCUCCCAAAAAAAGUGUAUUUCAUAAUAAAAUGCUUGGCGCACUCGCUCAUCGCGGCGCUCAAGCUGCAUGCAACCUAAAAUGCGCACUGCUCUUGCAGAUGAAAAAAAAAAUUAAAACAUGUGUAUAUCUUCACCCUGGUUUUAACAAAAUGAUUGAAAAAAAAAGUUACCUGAAAUUACAUUGAUCUAAAAACCAUAUUUGUGUACGUUUUAUGAAAUAGAGACAUAUAGAGAUUAUUUUUCUCAAUAAAUUACGAUUUUUUUAUUACAAAAAACGUAUUUUUCAAAGAAAAAACGUACUGCCGUAUUUUGGUUGCAAAAACGUACUAAAUACGGCUAAAACGUACUGGUUGGCAGGUCUGAGUAGUGCGUGUCAUCUAAGCAUUAUUUGACCAAUGAGGUGAUUCGUUUCAUAUCCCAUGCAACUGAAUUUAAGUGUGACUCUUAGUCACACUUAAAUCUUUGUGAAACACUCCCCGGUGAUAACUUAUCAACCAUUGUAAAUUAUUCCAAAAUAUCCCCAAAGUUUAUUUCCUGAUGAAUAGAUUGUAUUCAAAUAAAUAUUUGAUUUAUUAUGUGUAAUAUGUAUUUAUUUUUGUUAUGAAAAGUAUAUUUUGUUGUCUCCUGUUUAAUACAAAAUUAUGUUCUGUCAUUUAGAUAUGUAUUUGUUUUUGUUUCUGCUAAUGAUCAGUCAGCCAGGAGUUUAAAAUACGUAAAUCUGGUUUUGUCCUAUUGAAAAAGGGUAGCCAGAUUCAACGCAAACUCGCGGCAAUCGUAGCCCCACCCCUUCCCUCCACUUUGCAUGAUUCAGUAUACAAAUAGGGAAUAGACAUGAGUGCGAUGGUGCGAGAUUUCGCAUGUGGUGAAAGAAAGAUGCUCUAUUCAACUCGGCUAACGCCUCAUUGAAUAGAGUGUCUCUUUCACCGAAUGCGAAAUGUUGCACGAACUGUCUUUUACCUUUAACCACAUUCAUCCACAUCAUAUCCAAAUCCUUCUUUGCAAUUUAUGCAUGAAUUAAUUUUUACGCACCCUUCGCAAUAAUAAUGAUUUCUAACAAAGAAAACAUCGGAAGAGAGAAAGAACACUAGCCGCCUGAUCAUUUCCAGAAAGAACAAUUACAAAGCAUUAUUUAAUGCAUGUCUGUGUAGGCCUGCCUAUAUAUCGGCCACUCUACAUGUUGUAGACUCAAGUUAACUUGAAGUCUAGCGACAGUGAUUUUCCGUUUUACCGGUAAAUAAAACGAAGUUCCCUUUGGUUCAUGUACUUUUCAUGUAAAAAUUCAUGGAAUUCAUCUUUGCGAAACGGAAUUCAGGUUUUUGCUGUGUACAUUUUCAGUGACAAAACGGAAUUUCCAUAUUUAGAUCAAGUUGAAAUGGAAUUACAGAUUUUCAGAAACGGAAAAGACAAUUUUUUUUUAAUGGAAAGUCACUGUCUCUUUGAUGGGAGGGAUGGAGGGGAGAGGAGAGGGGGGGGGUGCAUGACAUUUCGCAUUCGUGUUGUACAAUGCCUCAGAAUUUUUCCCUGCAUUACUCUAUGAAAAAGGAGCAAAUAUAUUGAAAGCCAAGAGCAAAAUCCCACAAGCGCGCAUGAUAUCUAGGGCAGCAUUGCGCAUUUAGCCAGCAGGCCAUACACGUAUUGCACUGAUAUUCAAUAUCAAAUCCCCUUACAGCAGGGAACAGCAGCUAAAGGGAAAUUGAGGUUUCCAUGAAAGUUGCUAUAAUGGCAAAGUUAUGAUAACCAUAAGUUUUAUUGAAACAGGCCUUUGGAAAGUCACAAUACCAUCGUUAUAUCAAGUUCCAAAACAAAAAUUAUAGGAGGAAGGGCUUUGGCUAGUGGCAAUGUAUGUUUGGUGGCAAGAAUCCAUUAUACCCAAUUUCUAUUCUAUCUGUGUACUUACUUUUUUGUCGAAUUAAAAGUUUUCCAUUAGCACUUAUUCGUUUUAUAUUAUCCCUUCGUUUCAUCUCCAUUUUAUUCUCUCUAUUUCUUCCACAUUAUUUUCUUCUCAACCCCAAAACAAAUACCUCUACAUAUCAAAAAGGAUCACCUUUAAGUGGAAAGGUACAUUUUUAUGGAUAUUUUUCGACGAAACUUGAAAAAAUGUGCAAUAGUUUGUUUUUUAGGAACAUUUUGUAAGAGUUGUAUCUGUAGUUUUCGUUUUAUUGUAAAUACUGGCAAAUACGCAUUGUCUUGGGCUCUCUCUCUCUAUAUAUAUAUGUUCAUGUUUGUUGAUGUGAGAAUCAUUGUGUUGUACAUGAUCUGGGGGGCCCGUUUCAUAAACUUGUUAUAAUAACAAAUUUGCAAUAACAGUUAAAAGCUACUGAAAUCAUUUGAUUUGAUUGGCUGAUCAUAAACUUGUUAUAGAAACUGCAUUUGUUAUUAUAACGUCUUUAUGACCUAGGAACCUGCUUGUUUGUAGAUGUCAUGGCCAGUCUUUUUGGAAAUAAAUAAUAGUAGUAAAUUAUUUGAUUAACAUGUUCUAUUUUUGCUGAGAGCAGUUUAAAGUUAAUUUCAAUGAAAUAAUAUUUUCAGUAUUUUUUUUUGUAAUGAAGUAAAAUUGAGAUGCACACUAGAUAGAUCAUAAGGAGUGCAAUUGUCAAACAUAAGUUUGUAAGAUCUGUAACAAUUAGUAGUGGUUUGUAAAACAAAAAUGAAAUAGUGAAUUUUGCUCCACUUUUUCUUUUCACUAACUUUCAGAAUUGACAACACAAUGGAAACAUGGAUUAUACAUGAAUUCAUUGAUGCAAAGUGGCCAAUUUCUUCAAAAAGUUUGUAGUGAUUGCCAAUAAAAAUAAUUGUUAGACAUUAAUGUUUGAUUUUCAAACUACACAUGACAACAAAUUUAUCCAGAAUUGUGAAGAAAGUAGAUUAUUUCAAAGAAGAAGAGAGGAAAUGAUAAUUGCUGCCAAUUUGAAGAGUGAAAUAUGAUGAAUAAAGACGUCAUGAAAGCCCUGUGCCUCAAUGGGUUGAAGUGAAUACAUUAAGGAUGAAAUAAUAAUUUCAGUAAAUUUUUAUAAUGAAGUAAAACUGAGAUGCACAUUAAAUAAAUCAAUAAAUAAGUAGUGCCUUUGCCGAACAUAACUUAACAAGAUUUGUAUCAAUAUGUAGUGGUGGUUUGUAUGUAAUGUGAAUCGGAAGUGGUGAAUUUUGCUCCACUUUGAUAGAAUUAUACUGCUUUUUGCAAGAAAAAUAUAUGUACACUUAAUUUUCUAUCAUAAAGACCUUUCCACAGAACCAUGCCCUAAUACUUAAUGUGCAAAUUGUGAAGGAUAGUAGGAGCUUGCAUCUAUUGUGUUUAGUAAACAUUUAAAAAUGGCUUCUAAAAGAGAAACCCCUAACAAGUGUUUAUUUUCUUACAUUGUAUUGGUCAUAUUUUGUUUAAUUGUGGGUCUGUUUUAUGAUUUAUGGUGCAAAUGUCACAUCCUUGUCACUCUUUGGAAUGAAUUUUCAAAAAUUCUCAGAUAGAUUGUGCCAUGCACUAACUUGUAGUCUUGUAAAUAAGAGUUUUAUCUAAUUUAUUGUUUCUAUGUACUUAAAAAAAUACCUAGAGUUUUAGAGAAUUAAAAUUGUUGUACCUGCCAGUAGCGUACGCAGGGGGUGGUUACAGGGGUUCAACCCCCCUUAAAUUUGUUGAUACCCAACUCCCUCUAUUUUUUUAAAGACCUUUUAAUUUUUGUUGCUUGUCAUUUUUUUUUUUUUGGGGGGGGGUAGGAAAUGGCAUAAAAUUGGUGGUGAAGACCUUUUCUUUUUUUGUCAACAUUUCAUUCAGCUUGAACCCCCCCCCCCCCCUUUAAAAAAAAUCCUGUUUUACCCAUACGAUGUUAUGAAUUUUGUACACUCGGUGCUCCUGCUGCAGUUUGAGCAUUAUUGGUUAUGUCAGAAUUAUCCUAGAAUGUAUUGCCUCAACCUUGUGUGUGACGUCAGCAUGUAUAUUCAAAAGAUUUAUGCAAGAUUAAAAUAGAAUACCGAUAAUUGUCAAUAGAU